Molecule: messenger RNA, 1446 nt
Organism: Sphenostylis stenocarpa
Lineage: Eukaryota; Viridiplantae; Streptophyta; Magnoliopsida; Fabales; Fabaceae
Source: the annotation of a GenBank genome assembly
AUGAUCAUGGAUAGAUCAUCGCAGAGCAGCUCCGAUUCACCGACGCGAGAUCCGAAAGUGCUUUCCAUUGAAUGUCUGAGAGGAAGCUCGAAAGCCGACGAGUGGACGGCCGACAUGCUCCAAAGCGGCGACAUCGUGGAGGAGCUUCGAAUCGGUUCGUCGGCGAAAUCGCAGAUCCGGUACCAGUCGCCGUUCAAGGGCGGGAGGAGCGGCGUGCAGAAGAUCCUUCAGGAGGCGUUUAAGAAGAAGGAGACGUCGAUUGUGGUACGGGUGCGGCGAGGACCGGAGGAGUUGGCGGAGUUGCAGGCGUGCAUCGUGCCGAACGAAUUCGCGUCGAAGAAGAGUUUGGUUCUUCGCUCAAUUGAUGACCCGAAUUACGUGGUCGGGUUCUUGGAUCGGACCGAAGCAGAAUGCUUCGAGCUUCAAGCUUCAAGGAGCUCUAGGAUGGUAAAUGCGUUAACCAGGACCAAGUUACAGGAUGGAUAUGUUUCGUAUUCAUGGGAGAGGAGGAUGCAAGAAAUGCUAUUAGUUCCCAAUUCUAGCAACUUUCUUUCCAUAUUAUUCCUUCCCAAAGCUUCAGAUCGGGUAGCUUCUCGCUACAAUGAUCUGGAGGACACCCUAGCUAGGACAAAUGCGUGGCUCAAUGCAGGUCAAGCGUCGGGGGUCCCUAUUGUCUUCAUGAACAUCCAAACUGAGUCCCUACUUACUAAGAUAUCUGGAGAGACAGCUUCUUCCACUGUGAAUGCAGGGUCAUUAUCCGACUUAGCUAACUUAGCAAAUGCAAGCCUUUACGGGUUUGAGGAUUACCAUGGAAUAGACAUUGGUGUUGUUCGAGCAGUUCGCCUAUGGUAUGCUCCGGUUGCCGGAGAGUUAUCUAUUGAGAUCAAACUAAAAGAAGAAGAUUCAAAGCUUGGCUUUGCCAUUAGUCGUACUGAAGAGGGAUUUAUUUUCAUCUCAUCGGUCAUUAAUCAAGAAAAUGUACCUGCAACACGAUCAGGGCUGAGCAAUCUGUAUAAACUGGCAACUGAUACUAGUAGGAUGUUAGUGGUUUCAAGAGUGUCAAAUCAAAAAGUCCUUCCAUGGAUGGUUUCUUCAACAGGAGCUAUUCGGUGUUAUGACACUGUUUCACUCAGCCAGAAGCUGUCCUUACACCGACACACAAGAGUUCCCAUUCUCCUGCACGUCUUCCUUUGGGACAGGGCUUUGGCUUCUUCAAGUGGAGGAAGCACUAGAUUUAGGGCCCUGUCUUCUUCUGUGUUGUCAUCACAUGCAUCUGAAGUUCAGCUAGCCAUUCAAAACGAAACUCAUGUACUGCCAUUGCCCCCUCCACCAUCUGAACCAAGUGAUAUUACAAGUGAAAUUUCCCAAUCCAGGCUUCAGAGAGACACAGCUGGGGAAUUCUCUUUUAGAUUCCACGAUUUUUCUUUGUCUAGUAACUGGGUAUGA